CCUCGAGUCGAGUCGCAGCCAACGACGGCCAUCACUAUCCUCCAUCCUCCCAUCCUCCAACCUACGCGUCCCCUCGUAGUCAUCGCAUCCAUUGGCGCAGUGGGCGCGCGAUAUAAAGCAGUAGAAGCUUGUCAGUGCCAUAUCGAAUGGCUGGCAGCGCCUCGUCCUCGUCUUCGACAACAGGAACGACGACGAUGUCAACAGGAGGGGCGGGGCAGCCAUCCUCUUCGUCGUCGCACGCGCAAUUCAGCCUACCGCCGCCAGUAGACUUUGAUGCCAUCCGCAGAAAGCAGAGGGCCAUCACGCAAGCCGCAGGAAGCGCAGCCAGUAGCAACGGCAGCCAGAUGAACAGUCCAGCGUAUCAACAAGGCGGAGGCAGCAGUGGCGGUGCUGCAGGCAACCACUUUAGCAUGAGUGGGAGCAAUGGCGUCAAUGGCAGUAGUAGCAGCAGUGGCGGAGGCGGGCCCAAAUUGCCUACGACUUCGUCAUCGGCAGGUGCCUUCGGAUCGGGAAACGACCCUGACGCAUUUCAAGCUGCGCUGGAUCAACUCAUGGCGGGCAAUGACCAUGCCAUGGGAACGCCAACGCAUCCACCAGGCGGACACGCCAACAUGUUUGCACCCAGCCAACAGCAACCGGCUCCGCACCAUCAUCAUCACCAUCCUCACGGCCCAGCACGACAGAAUUCUCAGCCAACCACGCCGCAGGGCGCGCCGAUGAUGAUGGCCAACCAAUUUCACCAGCAACAUCAGCAACCUCAACAUCACUCUCAUCCUCAUCUUGCACAUUCACAUCAUCAUCAUCACCAUCAUCCUCACGCGCCGCAGCAGCCGCAGCAGCCAAGUUCGCAGCCAGGUUCGAGCGCGUCCCCGUUCCCACCCUCGGCCAGUCCCAUGCCUGCCGAGGAGCACGCUCGCCUCUUGGGCAACGCGUCGAUGUCCUUCAAUACCUUUGCCAUGGACCUUGGUCGCUCACAACAGGCAGCUGCAGGCAUGCAAUACAUUGACCCAAGCGUGACUGCAUGGGUCGGCGGCGUACGCAGUGCGGCGCAGACGCUCUGCACCGAACUUGCUGGCAUCAGCCAAGCCUUGCGAGCAGGGUCGAUGUCGUUGUGGAGAGGACAAGGCGGUCGUCCUGGUCCGGCUGGCACCGGCGCGACCAACCAGUUCUGGCCGAAUGACUUCGCAUCGAUGUUCGCUCAGAUGCAAGGUCAGCAGUCGGGUGACAGUUCGGCGCAGGCUUCCCCAGCCAACCCUCGAGGUAUGGGCGGCGCGCAGGGGCAACGUGGUAUGCCCAACGCCGCCAACAUGGAGCCUACGAUGCUCCUCAACUUCCUCGAUCAGAAUCAAGGUCUGCCACCUGGCUUGCCGCCUGGCCCUGCCGAGCAGAUGCUCGACUUCCUGACGCAGCCGUCAACAGGCAUCGCGCAUGAUGUCAACGGCAGCAGCGCCAGCUCGUCGAACGCAGCCAUUGCGAACAAGAAGCGUCCCGCAGACUCAUCAGCCUCCCCCGCUGGCCCAGCUGCUGGACCUUCGGCCUCCAAGAUACCCAAAGCGGCUGGCAAGCACAAGUCUCGUCCACCCAUCGAGGGAGUGCGUCGCGAGUCAGUACGCUACCGCAAUCGCAAGCUUCUGGUUGACAUGCGCGAGCAACUCUACAAGUGGCUUGACACGACGGAAUUCUGCCGCAUUGCCCGCUCUUACCCUCAGGGAUCCAAUGGGUGGGCUACUGUACCCAUCGACGCUGAGCGCCCCGAGUUGGGGACCAAGCGCGUCUUCAAGCCCAAUUUCGAGAUUGGGUCUGACUUGUACAUCUGCAACAAGGAGCUGCUCGAAGCGCUGAUUGAGCUCGGCCAGCAGAAGGUGCGAGAUGGUCCGGAGGCGUACGGGAUGAAGGAGGGUGUGGAGGCGAAGGAUGUUGUGGUGGACGUGGCGAAGGAUCUGAUGGAUUCAGCACGACAUGGCUAUCGCGCGAACCUGAAAAAGCAGCAGGAGGACGAGGCGGAUGCAAAGGCCAAGUCGACGAGGUAUAAGCAGCAAGAGCGUCACAGAACCAAGGUCCGCAAUCGUGAGGUCGGCGCAAAGAGGCUGCGCCACCCGAUCCCGGAUGCCCUCUUGACGAUGGGCCUGCACUCGGACGAUGCGGCUAGCGACCAAGAGGACAUGCACAAGAUGGACAAGGACGAGUGGCGUCGUACGCGUCUGCGCAAGCUGCAGAGUAAGCGUGGGUGGGAAGCUCUCUCACCCCGCUGGCGUAAUCCGCACCUGACAAAGGCCUAUCACAUUGCGGACACCCUCUCCAAGUCGAAGCAGAUGCCUCGCUGGCGUCGCGAUGGGGGCGUGGACUUGGAUCCUCCUUCACGCCUCUGGGGCAAGACCCUGCCAAAGGUGGUAUUUGACCCCACCUGGCUCGCGGAAAACGAGCAAAGGAUAAAGGAGGACCCUUUCCACAUUACUGUGGAGGAUCGUCCUGUUGCCGGGUGGAGGAACGAGGAGCAUGGAUUGAGCGACGAUACCGAGGAUGAAUUGGAGCGCUUUGAGCGGGAGGUCGCGCGACUGAACCGGGCAGCGAGGAAGAAGACGGCGGGAACAGCUGGUCCUUCCUCGAAUGCGUAUUCGAUGAUGGGGAUGCCUGGGGCCAGCGGUACGGCGGGAACAGGUCGUCAGCACUCCUCGUCUGCUUCUUCGCCGUCGACGGGUAACUCCGAGGGUCGAGAUCGUGGAAGGAGCAAUAGCGGGCGCUCAGGGGAAGGAGAGGACGCUGACGGCGAUGCGGACGAUGAGGGCCACAGCGGGGAUGUUGGCAUGAGCAUGGACGUCGAUACCAAGGAUAGCAGGUCAGCGCUGCUGCCAGGGGUCGGGACGGCUAUUGGCGGCGCAGGGGGAGCGGGAGGAAGUCUACUUCAUCAGACGGCCGGCCUUGUAUGAAUGAGGAGUCUCGCAGACGGAGGCCGUAGUCGCGGAAAGGCGGUGUUGGGAGUCUUUUGUAUUGUAUCAAGUCCACUUUCGAAUCGUACACUGUCAUCCACUUGACGCAUACCGCUCCAUUAGCUAGACACGAAGCAUU
Jaminaea rosea is the source of this 3066-nucleotide messenger RNA. RefSeq lists its product as hypothetical. Bases 147 to 2927 code for a protein of 926 amino acids. Lineage: Eukaryota; Fungi; Basidiomycota; Exobasidiomycetes; Microstromatales. The transcript has a single exon. The record is from RefSeq and is a predicted model, not a curated record.